This is a messenger RNA of Ambispora gerdemannii, 372 nucleotides long. The record is from the annotation of a GenBank genome assembly. NCBI's taxonomy places the organism in Eukaryota, Fungi, Glomeromycota, Glomeromycetes, Archaeosporales, Ambisporaceae.
AUGUCACACGUAAAUAGCAAAACUCUUGUAUAUGACACGCUUAAAACAUUGGGACGCAGCACUAAAGUACUUCCAACAAAUCAAGAAAGAAGUACCGAUUUUUUCACACCAGACUAUGAAGAGGAAGACGAAAUAUAUGCACCAGAAAGUUUCUCCGAUUUUUUUGGUGACUUUAUUAUUGAAGAAGAUAUCGAACAAGCAAUAAAACGUUUGCAGGCAGAAACAGAAGCUGCAAGAGCUAUGAUCGACGAUUCUUCUUCAUCAGGGUCGUCAGACGACGAAGAUCGAAAGAUUACAAAAGUUACCAAGAAGAAGGGUGAUGCAAACCCCAUCAUACUCAAGGUUUUUAAAAAGAUGUUGAAACUCUCUUAA